UUUCCUCCUGCUACGAUGUCCGUGUCAGGCAAAAAAGAGUUUGAUGUGAAACAGAUCCUAAGGCUACGCUGGAGGUGGUUUAGUCAUCCUUCUCAAGGUUCACCCAACACUGGAAGCUGCCUUCAGCAGGAAGGAUAUGAGCAUAGAGGGACCCCGGUUCAGGGUAGGUUGAAGAACCACUCUCGGGACAGAAACGGACUGAGGAAAAGCAACAGUCCUGUCCACCAUAAUAUACUGGCACCAGUGCCAGGACCAGCCCCUGCCCAUCAGAGAGCCCUUCAGAAUUGGCACCAACAAAACCUGAUAGAACAUCUUCAAGCAAAUGAAGAUACUCUUAAAGCAGGUCCAGAAGAGAAUUUAUUCAAAGAGACUUGUGAAAAACGCUCACAAGAUUUGGAGAUGAUGGCUGAUGACAAUAUAGAAAAUUCUACAGCAAGAUCAGGUACAGAACAUCUUGAAGAAAUUAAUGUCACCAGAUCCGAGGAGCAGUUUCAAGCUGUAAACCAUGCAGUGCAAACUCUCCGUAAAAUGGAGAACUAUGUGAAAGAGAAACAACUGUGUGAUGUGCUACUCAUUGCUGGACACCUCCGAAUCCCAGCCCAUCGGUUGGUUCUCAGUGCAGUGUCUGAUUAUUUUGCUGCAAUGUUUACUAAUGAUGUUCUUGAAGCCAAACAAGAAGAGGUCAGGAUGGAAGGAAUAGAUCCAAAUGCACUUAAUUCCUUGGUGCAGUAUGCUUACACAGGUGUCCUGCAAUUGAAGGAAGAUUCCAUUGAAAAUUUGCUGGCUGCGGCUUGUCUCCUGCAGCUGACUCAGGUCAUUGAAGUCUGCUCCAAUUUCCUCAUAAAGCAGCUCCACCCUUCAAACUGCUUAGGGAUUCGAUCAUUUGGAGAUUCCCAGGGCUGUAUAGAGCUUCUGAAUGUGGCACAUAAGUAUACUAUGGAACACUUCAUUGAGGUAAUACAGAACCAAGAAUUUCUCCUGCUUCCAGCUAAUGAAAUUUCAAAACUUCUGUGCAGUGAUGACAUCAAUGUACCCAAUGAGGAAACUAUUUUUCAUGCUCUAAUGCAGUGGGUGGGACAUGAUGUGCAGACUAGGCAACAAGACCUGACGAGGCUGCUUUCUUACAUCAGACUACCAUUACUCCCACCACAGUUACUGGCAGAUCUUGAAAACAGUUCCAUGUUUAGUGGUGAUCUUGAGUGUCAGAAGCUCCUGAUUGAAGCUAUGAAGUAUCAUCUCUUACCUGAGAGAAGACCCAUGAUGCAAAGCCCUCGGACAAAGCCUAGAAAAUCAACUGUGGGGGCACUUUAUGCUGUUGGAGGAAUGAAUGCUACGAAAGUUUACGUCGUAGGAGGAAGAGACGGUUUACAAACUUUGAAUACUGUGGAAUGUUUUAAUCCAGUUGGCAAAAUCUGGACUGUGAUGCCUCCCAUGUCAACACAUCGGCAUGGCUUAGGCGUAGCCACACUUGAAGGACCAAUGUAUGCUGUAGGUGGUCAUGAUGGAUGGAGCUAUCUAAAUACUGUAGAAAGAUGGGACCCUGAGGGGCGCCAGUGGAAUUAUGUGGCCAGUAUGUCAACUCCCAGAAGCACAGUUGGUGUUGUUGCAUUAAACAACAAGUUAUAUGCUAUUGGUGGACGUGAUGGAAGUUCCUGCCUCAAAUCAAUGGAAUACUUUGACCCACACACUAACAAGUGGAGUCCAUGUGCUCCAAUGUCCAAACGACGUGGAGGUGUGGGAGUUGCAACAUAUGAUGGAUUUUUAUAUGUUGUAGGAGGUCAUGAUGCCCCUGCUUCUAACUAUUGCUCCAGGCUUUCUGACUGUGUGGAACGGUAUGAUCCAAAGAAUGAUUCAUGGUCAACUGUGGCGCCUCUGAGUGUUCCUAGAGAUGCAGUUGCUGUGUGCCCCCUGGGAGACAAGCUCUAUGUGGUUGGAGGAUAUGAUGGACAUACUUAUUUGAACACUGUUGAGUCAUAUGAUGCACAGAAAAAUGAAUGGAAAGAGGAAGUUCCUGUUAACAUUGGAAGAGCUGGCGCAUGUGUUGUGGUGGUGAAGCUAUCCUAA
Molecule: messenger RNA, 2064 nt
Organism: Propithecus coquereli (Coquerel's sifaka)
Lineage: Eukaryota; Metazoa; Chordata; Mammalia; Primates; Indriidae
Gene: KLHL4
Product: kelch-like family member 4
Exons: 11
Coding region: 16-2064 (682 amino acids)
Molecular function (GO): protein binding
Source: RefSeq, a predicted model, not a curated record